This is a messenger RNA of Chlorocebus sabaeus (green monkey), 4213 nucleotides long. Lineage: Eukaryota; Metazoa; Chordata; Mammalia; Primates; Cercopithecidae. The record is from RefSeq and is a predicted model, not a curated record.
GGCAGAGCUGGAGAUCAAGUCAGGUGACCUGAGUCUGAGCUGGGCUCCAAAGCUCUCUGUAUAUCGGCCCCCCAGAGAGUGAGACCGAACAGGCCUAGGCCCGCUCAACCAGGCUGGGGGAUGUCUAGGGCUGCAGUGGAGGACCAGGGACUGAGGCCAAGCAGGCCAACACCCAGCACCCAGGGGGAGGAUGCCGGGGCCUCUUGGGGUUAGGUUAUCUACUCUGGACAGGAGCCAUUUGGGGGGGGAUAUGGUGGUACUGCACGGGGCACAGGCUAGGCCUGAAGCUGACCCUGGCUAGGGCAAUAGGGCUGGGAUAUGAUCAAAAGCACAUGGAGAUGAAAACCAGUGUCCCAAAAUCUGGGCCUUGAAGACUAAAUCUUCCCCGACCAGUGUUGGGGGGGAUGGAUAAUCAAACUGGUAUGCUGUAGUAAGAAGGUUACCAUCCACCGAUGGGUAGACAGAGGCUCGGGAUAGUUGUGCAGGUUUCUCACUGCACAAAACUGAGGAGUAACUAGAGCCAAAAUCCAGGCUGUUCCCUAGUUGCCAGGUCCUAGUGUGGUGCUGCAUCCAUCCCGAGGAUGGGGUGUUUUCUUUCUGAUUUGCACAAAGGAGACUUACAGGCUAGCAGUCACUGGGUAUUCUGAUACUGCAAUAUACACAAAUAGACUGGGGGUUUGGGUAAGGCCCCUGAGAGCAAGAACAGCCUUGGGUAUCUGGGCAGUUCUUAUCCACACCUCUGUCUGGGAGGGAGAGAAAAGGAUUCUCCUAUCUUUCUCCCUGCUGAGCACGAGGGACCUGCUGGGACACUAUCUGCAUGUAUGUGUCCAGAUAUGUACAUGCAAGCUGACCAGCAAUUCCCACUGAUCUGCCACCAAGAGCACCAAUUCAUGCUGGAGGAUCAGGUGUUGGCCCCAAGACCCCAAUGGGAGCAGGGUGAAGAUGAGGCUAGAUACCCACCCAAGUGGUAGAAACCUCUGCAUACUUCCUAAGACUGGAGCCAAGGCACCCUCCAUCCAGGUGCUAUGGCCGCGACCAUAUGAUGCCUGACUCCAGAAGGCCACCAAAGGGAUAAAUUGACCCUCCGGUGGACAGCUCUGAGAGGUGUUCUACAUGGCUCUUGGGAAGGUUCCAGCAGGAUAGAGCCCCAGUUGUCCAUAGAGGCACUGUGCAAAGCCCUUGACUUGCAUCAUUUUGUGUCUUCCUCUCAAAGUCCCAUGAAGUAUAGGCUGCUGUUACUUCCAUUUUGCAAAGAAACUAAGGCUCGGAGAAGUCAAGCAACCUAGUCAAAACUGCACAGUGACAGAUAAGGAUUAAGAUCAGCUCUGACUCCAAAGCCCAUGGUCUUAAACAAACCUCCUGCCUCCAGGUGAACAUCAAGUUGGCACUAUGGCAAGGCUGAGAACCUGCAGCCUGACUUGGGCUGCCCUGAUCAUCCUGCUGCUCCCCGGAAGUCUGGAGGAAUGCGGGCACAUCAGUGUCUCAGCCCCCAUCGUCCACCUGGGGGAUCCCAUCACAGCCUCCUGCAUCAUCAAGCAGAACUGCAGCCAUCUGGACCUGGAGCCACAGAUUCUGUGGAGACUGGGAGCAGAGCUUCAGCCCGGGGGCAGGCAGCAGCGUCUGUCUGAUGGGACCCAGCAAUCUACCAUCACCCUGCCCCACCUCAACCACACUCGGGCCUUUCUCUCCUGCUGCCUGAACUGGGGCAACAGCCUGCAGAUCCUGGACCAGGUUGAGCUGCGCGCAGGCUACCCUCCAGCCGUACCCAGCAACCUCUCCUGCCUCAUGAACCUCACAACCAGCAGCCUCAUCUGCCAGUGGGAGCCAGGACCUGAGACCCACCUACCCACCAGCUUCACUCUGAAGAGCUUCAAGAGCCGGGGCAACUGUCAGACCAAAGGGGACUCCAUCAUGGACUGCGUGCCCAAAGACGGGCAGAGCCACUGCUCCAUCCCACGCAGACACCUGCUGUUGUACCAGAAUAUGGGCAUCUGGGUGCAGGCGGAGAAUGCACUGGGGACCAGCAUGUCCCCACAACUGUGUCUUGAACCCAUGGACGUUGUGAAACUGGAGCCCCCCACGCUGCGGACCAUGGACCCCAGCCCUGAAGCGGCCCCUCCCCAGGCAGGCUGCCUACAGUUGUGCUGGGAGCCAUGGCAGCCAGCCCUGCACAUAAAUCAGAAGUGUGAGCUGCGCCAUAAGCCACAGAGUGGAGAAGCCAGCUGGGCACUGGUGGGCCCCCUGCCGUUGGAGGCCCUUCGGUAUGAGCUCUGUGGGCUCCUCCCAGCCACGGCCUACACCCUGCAGAUACGCUGCAUGCGCUGGCCUCUGCCUGGCCACUGGAGCAACUGGAGUCCCAGCCUGGAGCUGAGAACUACUGAACGGGCCCCCGCUGUCAGACUGAACACAUGGUGGCGGCAGAGGCAGCUGGACCCCAGGACAGUGCAGCUGUUCUGGAAGCCAGUGCCCCUGGAGGAAGACAGCGGACAGAUCCAAGGUUAUGUGGUUUCUUGGAGACCCUCAGGCCAGGCUGGGGCCAUCCUGCCCCUCUGCAACACCACAGAGCUCAGCUGCACCUUCCCCCUGCCUUCAGAAGCCCAGGAGGUGGCCCUUGUGGCCUAUAACUCAGCCGGGACCUCCUGUCCCACCCCGGUGGUCUUCUCAGAGAGCAGAGGCCCAGCCCUGACCAGACUCCAUGCCAUGGCCCGAGACCCUCACAGCCUCUGGGUGGGCUGGGAGCCCCCUAGUCCAUGGCCUUGGGGCUAUGUGAUUGAGUGGGGCCUAAGCCCCCCCAGCACGAGCAAUAGCAACAAGACCUGGAGGAUGGAACAGAACGGGAGCGCCACGGGGUUUCUGCUGCAGGAGAACAUCAGGCCCUUUCAGCUCUAUGAGAUCACUGUGACUCCCUUGUACCAGGACGCCAUGGGACCCUCCCAGCAUGUCUAUGCCUACUCCCAAGAAAUGGCCCCCCGCCAUGCCCCAGAACUGCAUCUAAAGCACAUUGGCAAGACCUGGGCACAGCUGGAGUGGGUGCCUGAGCCCCCUGAGCUGGGGAAGAGCCCCCUUACCCACUACACCAUCUUCUGGACCAAUACUCAAAACCAGUCGUUCUCCACCAUCCUGAAUGCCUCUUCCCGGGGCUUUGUCCUCCAUGGCCUGGAGCCCGCCAGUCUGUAUCACAUUCACCUCAUGGCUGCCAGCCAGGCCGGGGCCACCAACGGUACAGUCCUCACCCUGAUGACCUUGAUCCCAGAGGGAUCCGAGCUACACAUCCUCCUGGGCCUGUUCGGCCUCCUGCUCUUGCUCUCCUGUCUCUGUGGAACUGCCUGGCUCUGCUGCAGCCCCAGCAGGAAGAAUCCCCUCUGGCCAAGUGUCCCAGACCCAGCUCACAGCAGCCUGGGCUCCUGGGUGCCCACUAUCAUGGAAGAGGAGGCCUUCCAGCUGCCCGGCCUGGGCAUGCCACCCAUCACCAAGCUCACAGUGCUGGAGGAGGACGAGAAGAAGCCACUGCCCUGGGAGUCCCAUAACAGCUCAGAGGCCUGCGGCCUCCCCACUCUGGUCCAGACCUAUGUGCUCCAGGGGGACCCAAGAGCAGCUUCCGCCCAGCCCCAAUCCCAGUCCGGCACCAGCAAUCAGGUCCUCUACGGGCAGCUGCUGGGCAGCCCCACAAGCCCAGGGCCAGGGCACUAUCUCCGCUGUGACUCCACUCAGCCCCUCUUGGCGGGCCUCACCCCCAGCCCCAAGUCCUAUGAGAACCUCUGGUUCCAGGCCAGCCCCCUGGGGACCCUGGUAACCCCAGUCCCAAGCCAGGAGGACGACUGUGUCUUUGGGCCACUGCUCGACUUCCCCCUCCUGCAGGGGAUCCAGGUCCAUGGGGUGGAGGGGCUGGAAAGCUUCUAGGGCUUCCUGGGGUUCCCUUCUUGGGCCUGCCUCUUAAAGGCCUGAGCUAGCUGGAUGAGAGGGGAGGGUCCAGAAGCCCAUGACUAAAAACUACCCCAACCCAGGUUCUCCCCAUCUCCAGCCACCAGCAUCCCCUCUCCCGCCAGUCUCCAUAGGCUGGGCCUCCCAGGCAAUCUUCAUACUUUAAGGACCAGAUCAUGCUCCAUCUGGCCCCACCCAAUGGCCUUUUGUACUUGUUUCCUAUAACUUCAGUAUUGUAAACUAGCUUUUGGUUUGGAGUUUUUGUUAUUGUUUAUAGACACUCUUGGGUGUA